GCAGUGCAACUAAUUACACGACAUGUAACUAUGGCCCGUGUUCCAGAGCUGCUUCUUGGGAUUUUGGAAGAAAUGGUCGACGAGCAACUCAGGACUUUCCACUGGUACCUUUCAAGUAAUGUGAGCACAUUACUUGAAAGGAUUCACACACAUUCCAAAGUCUCGGGUUGAUGGGAUGGACAGAACAGGCACUGUGGAUCUGUUGGUGCAAACAUUUGGCUACGAUGGUGCUGUUGCUAUUACUGAGGAUAUACUGAUGAGAAUGAAACUCAAACUUUGGGCUGAUACUCUAAAGGAGGAUUAUAGUAAAGGUUAAACAUUUUUUACAGUUCCCAGCAAUCAUGUGGACAAAGAGAUGCACUGAAUUAAAGCAGGAGGAAGGAGGAAGACCAGUUUCACUUGGAUGUAAAGAUUUGUACAGGUCAAAAUGAAGAGUCUGGUUGUGUAUUGUGGACUCAUCCUGGCAUUUCUUUCGAGCUGCACAGAACAGGCCGGGGUAAAAAGACAGGACAAAGCAGGUUCUCCUCAAGGAACAGACUGCACACAGAUUAAGACUCUGUCACCACGAGCAUCCAGUGGCGUUUAUACGAUCCAGCCAAAUGGAGCCGCGACCAAGUUUAAGGUCUACUGUGAGAUGCAUCCAGAUGGAGGCUGGACGGUGUUUCAAAAACGAAGCGGAGGAGCCGUUUCUUUCCACAGAAAAUGGGCAGCAUAUAAAACUGGCUUUGGAAACCUGACACAGGACCACUGGCUCGGGCUGAAUAAGAUUUUUUAUCUUACCAAAGACAAGUCCAAGAAGUGGACAAUGAGGGUGGAUCUGUGGGAUCAUGAAGAUGGGACUGCUUUCGCUGAGUACAAAAACUUUAGACUGGGAAAUGAGAAAACUGCGUUCAAACUACAUGUUGGGAAGUACCGUGGAAAUGCAGGUGAUGCCAUCCGUGGUGCCUAUAAAGGCAUUGAUCAGAAUGGCUAUGGCUUUAGCACAGUUGACCGCGAUAAUGAUGGCUGCUCCCCCUGCAUCUUUGGUGACAUUGCUGUUGGAGCAUGUACCGUUAGAGAGGGCGGCGGGUGGUGGUACAGCAAGUGUGGGUCCGCCAAUCUAAACGGUGACUGGCAUUCCUACGGUGAACACAUAGGUUGGGCUUCGGGCCUCCACUGGCGCACCUGGAAACCACCUGCACCAUACUCAGCCAAGGCCACAAGAAUGAUGAUCAAGUCGGUGUGAAAGGAACCUCCUCAAAUUAUCAAGUGCUGAUUUUCAUUCUGCAAAAAACUUUCAACAAAGCUUUUAAGAAAAGUAACUGUGAAGGAGAUAUGUAAAAUACAAUGCUAAAAGCAUGAAAAUCAGUGUAUUGUUAAUGCUUAGUCAUUUCUGUACUAAACUGAAAAACAUGCCUUCCAGAUAAUCAAGUUCUACCCGAGGUCUCUUCCUGUUAAAGCACUGC
Messenger RNA from Pundamilia nyererei, 1445 nucleotides. RefSeq names its product angiopoietin-related protein 5-like. Gene Ontology annotation, biological process: regulation of immune response; negative regulation of T cell activation. NCBI's taxonomy places the organism in Eukaryota, Metazoa, Chordata, Actinopteri, Cichliformes, Cichlidae. The transcript has 9 exons. Bases 428 to 1225 code for a protein of 265 amino acids. The record is from RefSeq and is a predicted model, not a curated record.